UUUACCUUAAGUGUAUUGACGUAAGAAAUUCUUUCAGCUUCUCAGAUGACAGACUCUCUGCUUUCUCUUCCUCUGACAACUGCCUAGGACAAUAUUGCAUGGCUGCAUUUUUUGGAUAGGUCCUAACCAAUUGGAAUAAAUUUGAAUGAUGUGCAUUCAACAUAACCGUCUGUUCCGUGUGAAGCGUUCUUAUCAGUAAAUGCAAUUGGUGCACCAAAUUUCCUGCGUACUCGAGAAAUCUUGAACUUAAUCUGGAAAAAUAUGUCUUUCCGUGAUUCUUCUUCAACUUCCUUUUCGCUGCCAAGAGAAACCCAGGGUCUGGGGACAAGAGGCUUAAAAGGAUCCACAAUUUCCUCUAUAUCUUCUUCUUUUUCUUCUGCAGUUUCUGGAGGCUGUGACAUCAAAUGCUGACAUUACAGCUGUGAUCAAGACCACUCUAGGCCCAGCUAGUUGAAUCCUGCUGCCGGGAGAAUCCUCCUUUGCAGUACUGCCAUGCUGGCAGACUCAUGCUCAGCAUCUCAGCUGCCGCUGUAGGAGCAUUCUUCAUGAAGGCCGCUGUACUUCUGCCUGAGAAGUAUCUAGAAAAAGAAUUAGAAUAGUCGUGCAGGAAAGGCUCAGUUCCACGGCAAGAAGGAAAUGCAGUUCAGCCUGCCUGCUGUACAGACCGGACAGCACCAUCGUGUGGGAGGUGCUCACAUAGCAGCUGUCAGAACCGCUAAAUCGGGAUGGCCCAAAUUCUCUUAAGAGGAGCUACUACCAGUCUGCCCGUGCACGUGAACAGCACAAUUACUGUCGAGACACUAAAGGUGAAAAUGAAUCAGUUCCUCCUCCUUCACUGGAAAAAUGAGGUAUAGAGGAACACGCAGCACUACAGGAAUAUGGUAAUCCCCAGGUGCUCCCUUCAGGAAACCAACACACACUGAGAGCUUUAAAAUGGGUACUGAAGAGCAGCCUUUUGCACUCCUUCUCUUCCAGGAAAGAAAUAAAGGAACAAAAGUCCUAAUGCAAAUGGAAAAUCCUGAAGUGGCCGUGAGCAGCUGCAGUUCUCAUGAUGAUGAAAACCUUUGCAGCUACAAACGGCACCCAUCAAUAUCACAGGAGGGGCUUUUGGAAGAUCAGCUUCGAAGGCAGUUAAAAUUUUUCUUCAUGAACCCCUGUGAGAAAUUCUGGGCCCGGGGCAGAAAGCCUUGGAAACUUGGGAUUCAGUUGCUCAAAAUAGUAAUGGUUACAGUUCAGCUGGUGGUUUUUGGAUUGAGCAAUCAAAUGGUGGUUGCCUUCAAAGAGGAGAACACUAUUGCAUUCAAACACCUCUUCUUGAAAGGAUACAUGGACAGAAUGGAUGAUACCUACGCUGUAUACACACAAACAGAUGUCUAUGACCAGAUAUUCUUUGCAAUAAACCAGUACUUACAGCUGCCCAACAUCUCUGUUGGAAAUCAUGCUUAUGAGAAGAGGGGAGCAGAAGAAACAGCUCUGGCCAUUUGUCAGCAGUUCUACAAGCGAGGAAUCAUCUGUCCUGGAAACGACACCUUUGAUAUAGACCCAGAGAUUGUGACUGACUGCUUGUACAUUGAGCCAAUGACGCCGUUAGACAACACAACAGUGGGAAAGCACAACUUGAAUUUCACUCUGGAUUUCCACAGACUGGUGACAGUGCAGCUCAUGUUCAAUCUGAAGGCAAUCAACCUCCAGACCGUUCGUCACCACGAGCUCCCUGACUGUUAUGAUUUCACUCUGAGGAUAGUAUUUGAUAAUAAAGCACAUAGUGGAAGAAUUAAAAUAAGUCUCGACAACGACAUAGCCAUCAGGGAAUGUAAAGACUGGCAUGUUUCUGGAUCAAUACAGAAGAACACUCAUUACAUGAUGAUCUUCGAUGCUUUUGUCAUAUUGACUUGUCUGGCCUCAUUGAUCCUUUGCACACGAUCAGUGAUUAAAGGAAUUCGGCUCCAAAGGGAAUUUGUAAGCUUUUUCCUAUAUUAUUAUAAGAAAGAAGUAUCUUUCAGUGAUCAAAUGGAAUUUGUCAAUGGAUGGUACAUCUUGAUUAUGGUUAGUGAUGUCUUAACUAUUGUUGGAUCAACUCUAAAGAUGGAGAUACAAGCCAAGAGUCUGACAAGUUAUGAUGUCUGUAGCAUACUCCUAGGAACAUCCACUAUGCUUGUGUGGCUUGGAGUCAUUCGCUACCUAGGUUUCUUUCAGAAGUAUAAUCUUCUCAUCCUAACCCUGCGAGCAGCACUACCCAAUGUAAUGAGGUUCUGCUGCUGUGCUGCUAUGAUCUACCUGGGCUACUGUUUCUGUGGAUGGAUUGUACUGGGACCAUACCAUGUGAAGUUUCGCUCUCUGAACACGGUUUCUGAAUGUCUUUUUUCACUGAUCAAUGGAGAUGAUAUGUUUGCCACCUUUGCAAAAAUGCAGCAGAAAAGUUACUUGGUUUGGUUAUUCAGCAGGAUCUACCUCUACUCCUUCAUCAGUCUGUUCAUCUAUAUGGUGCUGAGUCUCUUCAUUGCACUCAUUACAGACACGUAUGAAACAGUCAAGCACUAUCAACAAGAUGGCUUUCCAGAGACAGAACUUCAGAGAUUUAUAUCACAGUGCAAAGACUUACCGAACUCCGGCAGGUACAGGUUAGAGGAGGAAAGUUCUACAUCUCUCUUCUGUUGUUGUAAUGGUUGUAGUGAACAUAUUUAAUGGAUUGUGGGAGUGUAUCAUAGAGCCUUUAAAGCACACAUUGCAAGAACUGGACAACAGACCUGGUGGAAAACCUUAUAUCUAAGGCCUGAAUUUGCUUUUCUUGAGAAACAGUGUAAGCCUGUGGCAGAAGCUUAUGCUAAAAUUACAGAUUUUUGAUUAGACACUCACCUCUAAUUCAGGAGGUUUGGGUAUUUGUUUUUAUUAGCUUUAUUCUAUUUGUUUCCUCAGUUAAAUUCUGCUAGAAUGCAAAGGGCAUCAAAAAGCUGUCUGUGUUCAGAGACUUGGCUAGGUUAUAAGAGUAGAUCGGAAAUGUAGUAACUUUCAAUUAUAAUUAGAACUAGUUCCAGGCAACUGCAGCUUUGAACACCAACCUAACCCUCAGUACUGCUGCCAUUAUCUGUCCAUGGCUGACCUCUUACUGAAUAAAUGAAAGCUCGCUCUAGAGCCCUUAGAAUUUUUUGUUUAUUUGCACUCAUAGUAAAAAUAAAAACUAUGAAAUUUGGUGUAAUUUUUUUCUGGAGUCAUUAUAGUGAGUUGAUACACAAACCAUUCAAAUAUAGCUAAAAGCAUAAAAUAAAUAUUUCCUUAAACAGAAAUACCACUUGAUGUGAGUGGCAGUCUCUUCUCAGAGAGGCCAGGGAUAUGCCAGGCUGGACUGGAGUUUGAGGGGUGAGUAGAUUGGAGAAAUGGAGAUGUUCUCCUGUAUCUAGCACUCAGUAGGAUCAGUGACAGCCUUUGGCUUUACAGUGUGUGAACUUUUCAAAAUAUAUAUUUUUUUACUUUGAAAUCUUCCUCUGGUUUACAAGUCUGUGGUAAAGUCUCUGGUUUACAAGUCUGUGUAUUUCUGUGUAUUUAACUUAGUUUAGACCUCUGGUUUACAAGUCUGUAAACCAGAAAUCUAAACUAAGUUAAAUACACAGAAAUAUGUCUCUGAGAGUCAUGUUCCUUCACACUUUAGAAACUGGAUGUUUCCUAUCAGCUUAACAACCUGCUACUGUCAAUGGCCAGCUGAAACCUUAGCUCUUGUAGAAGUUCAGUUUUAACAAGUUAGUUUAUAUACUUUGUUGAUUGCGAUACCAUUUAAUUGAUGGCUUGUUUUCCAUAGUCUAUUCACUCUGGGAGCAGAACAGAAAACCAAAGGGAAACAUAUUUUUGAUAACUUGCAUUUGUGAGCAACAUUGCUGGAGCUGUCUGUGACAAUGUAAAAUGUUGUGGAGGACACUGAACAUGUUCUGCCUGAAUGCUUACACAUUGUAAAUGUGCUACAAUAAACAGUUCCAGCUGCAGUAAGUAUUGGAUGUGUCAGUAUUCAUCCUAAGAGUAAAUAUAUUGCCAGGUUAUAGGAGCUUUGUUUAUUAAUGACACUAUACAAUUUCUAGUGUGCAACUGUGUGGAGUGUGUGGACUUGGAUUUCCUGUAGUCAAGACAGCUCCUGUGGACUCUUGUUAGGACCUGUUUCCAGCUGAUCCCAUUUAACAGCAUUUCAGAAUUUGCCAUAGAAAAAAAUAUUCAAUCAUUAAACCUUACACUAAAAACACUCCUCAAAUUCAGCAAAGGCGAACCAAAUACAAGGUGCAGGCAGAACAGAUCUGAACGGUAUAUGAAAGUUUUGUGUAUUGAGGCCCUUGCCUUUUAAUGUUCACCUAAGAUUGAAGACUUUUGAAGCUUUUCAAGAAGACACAAGGCAGUCUUGCCUCAAAAAGCAAAUAUUAAGUGAUCAUGUUUUCUCUUGACACAUUAUAUUCCUUAUGGAUCUUUGACAACACACAAAAUAUAACGUGCACAUCGCUAUUGUAUAAAGUAGUUUGUGCAAGAAAUUCUGACAAGGAUGGCAAGCACUUUCAGAUGAUGAAAUGCAGCAGACUGAUUCACAAGGCUUUUUUAUGCAGAGUAAAGAGAAACCUGAGAUUAAUAAAUCACUUAAAAUGUGGGUGCAUUUUGUAAACAGCUGUGGAAUACAUUCCAGUACAGGUGGAAGGCAAGAAGUAGUCUAAUUUCAUUUAAAAAUGGAGACAGAGCAAAUGCUUUGUCACUGUUAACUUAAGAAACUGGCAACAAAUUUCAAUAAAAUUUGGCAGAGCUCUAAAAUACCAAAUUCUUACAGUUUUAUAAUACCAGAGGGAAACCAUGUUAAUAGAAGCCUGCAGUAUAAGCAUAAGGCAUGGAAAGCUACAAUGGCUGACCCCAAAGCAAGAAAAGAUACUGUAUAUAGAUUUUUUCUGUUCCUAGCAGAAGCAGAGAAGUGUGAUGUCAAAACAUCUAGAUUGGUUUCCGUUGCCUGAAGGGCAAACUUCACUGUGAAGCAUGUUUUGCAGUAAAAUCCCUAGUAGGGUCUUUUAAGUGAUGACCUGUGCUUGUGCUACAGCUAAAAAGUCAAUCAACUGAGAUGCUGAAAUUAAUCAGAAAACCAUGCUCUGUUACUUCUGCUGGACACCACAGCUUUGAAUUUAGCGUUGCUGGCAGUUGUGUGGGUUUGGGGAGGAAAGAGCUGAUGAAAGACAACUUGCCUUCAAACAGUUAUGGGCAGGGGCAGAGUGUGAAGCCAGAGGGGAGGACUCUCUAAAAGUAGAAGGAUGUGUACCAAAAAAAAGGAUCGGAUGGGGUGGGAGGAAAAGAAGGGACAACUGCUUAUAAAGUUAGCAGAGCAGCAAUUGCACAUUUCUGGCUAUGGGUGCAGGCUGAUACACUGGGAAAGAAGAGCAGUAGCCUGGAAGGUUACUGGAUUACAACUGCUCAAAAUGUCCACUUCUGACUGGAAAAAUAACUGCUACUUGUAUUACUUAUCUGAUACAUAUUUAUAUUUUGGGUUUUUAAAGAAAAUAAACAGACAUAAACAUGUGUUGUUUGCCUUAGUGCUACUGCUGGCAAUCUAAGGGCUCGAUGUUGAGAUAUCUGACCUGCUUGAUCCUUGGUGUUUAGGAUCUUCAUCUGCCUAAGUAUUUCGUUCACCUGAGAAGAAGCCAGUCAAUGCUGUGUUUUCUAGCCUACUGGCUGCAUUUGAGAUGAAGUACAGCUCUGCCAAAUCUGUGGCUACAUGUGUGAAAUAUGAUGACUCAGUCAGAUUUAGAUCUGAAAGAGACGGCUCUAAAAGAGGAUUUGAAGUUUUACUUCAUGAACCCAUGUGAAAAAUACAGAGCAAGACGUCAGAUACCAUGGAAACUGGCUUUGCAGGUUUUGAAGAUACUUAUG
This is a messenger RNA of Myiozetetes cayanensis, 5877 nucleotides long. RefSeq names its product mucolipin TRP cation channel 3 (gene MCOLN3). Gene Ontology annotation, molecular function: NAADP-sensitive calcium-release channel activity. Lineage: Eukaryota; Metazoa; Chordata; Aves; Passeriformes; Tyrannidae. The coding region runs from base 934 to 2685 and encodes 583 amino acids. The record is from RefSeq and is a predicted model, not a curated record. The transcript has 22 exons. Gene Ontology annotation, cellular component: plasma membrane; lysosomal membrane.